Ostertagia ostertagi is the source of this 228-nucleotide messenger RNA. The record is from the annotation of a GenBank genome assembly. NCBI's taxonomy places the organism in Eukaryota, Metazoa, Nematoda, Chromadorea, Rhabditida, Trichostrongylidae.
AUGUAUACGAAGGCUCAAUGCGGGUCGAGUAGCUGGUCGUAUCGAUGCAUUCGUGCAGUCACUCGACAAGAAACUUCCAGGUCGUGCCUCAUGUGUACCAUCACGAGACCUAGUGCUCACUCUGCUACACCAGGGACGAAAAGGAUUGCUGGAGUCUUACGAUACGCAACGGAGGUUAUUCAAAAAAAUGAAAAGGCGUUUGAUAGCGUUUGCGGCAGAUAUUGGUGA